Messenger RNA from Bursaphelenchus xylophilus (pine wood nematode), 1845 nucleotides. The record is from the annotation of a GenBank genome assembly. Lineage: Eukaryota; Metazoa; Nematoda; Chromadorea; Rhabditida; Aphelenchoididae.
AUGCCCAAACAGGACUUCCUGUUCACGGACUACAUGGGGCCGGUCGUCGCCGCCGUCAUUUUCGCGAUAUGCUUGUUGGUGGUCUCGUUUUUGUUGUUGAACUAUUGUUUUGUCCUCAAGACCGAUGAGUUGACAGUUUUCGAGAGGGUAAGCGAUGUUGAAUAAAAAGAAUUCGCAUAUCUUUUGCCAUUAUUUUUAACAUAUAAAGCGGGAGAUAAAAGAUUUUCUGAAAAAUUUUUGAAAUUUUUCUGUUUUUACUUUUUUUUUUAAAAAAAAAGUAAAUUUUCAGUUUACUUCAAGGAAAAUGCAAAAAAAAGUCAAUUUUGUUUCUGGCUUUCCGACUUCAAGGUCGGGAGUAGGACCGGAUCUUACUCCCCGCUCGGAGUCGCCGAAAGUCAGAGCUUGUUUUUACUUUAUUCCUCUUUUUGGCCCCGCACUGCAGGUUGCAAGGUUGAUGCCAAGUCUUUCCCUGAUGUGUCAAGUUUUUCUCUUCCGAAAAAAUUAUUUUUACGUUUGUGCGAUGUUGUGAAGCUAUGUUCUCCACGAAGAUGGGAUGGAAAGUGAUCAAGUAAGUUAGCAUUGGCAAGAGAUGUACGUUUUUCAUUUGACAUCAAAAAUUUCCAUUUUAUUUCAGAGAAAGGUACAAAAUUUUUCCAAUUCGUAAAGCUUCAUGACCAUGGAUAAUGUAAGUGAGAUUAUCUCCUUUUUUGCUACGACGUCAAGAUUCUAAGUCGGGAAACGUUUAGAGGAGACCCCACUCUCAUGUAUAUUCUCCAUGUAUGAAACCCCAUAAAUUUUGAGGAAUAACGACGUAAAAGUUUCAAAUACUAUACUAACUUUCCAAAAGUAUGUUAUACUAAAGUAAAACCUAUGCAAACUAUCUUCAAGUUAUUGUAACAACGUUAUUUGAGCCUUAUUACGUUAUUACCUCAGUUUAGAACGCAUUCGUGGCAAAAAUCCGGCAGAUCUGAGCGGAUUUCGAUAUUGUACAUGACACCUAGAAAUCGAAAUUGGUGGCGUUUGAUAGAUAGAGUAUAUAACAAAACUAAAGUGAGGUGUCCUCUAGAACUCGCCAGCCUAGAACUGUUAACUCCAAUAACGGAACAAAAAACGCGAUAAGCGCACUUACAUUAUCCAUGGUCAUGAAGCUUUACGAAUUGGAAAAAUUUGUACCUUUCUCUGAAAUAAAAGGAAAAUUUUUGGUGUCAAAUGAAAAAAGUACAUCUCCUCUUGCUAAUGCUAACUUACUUGAUCACUUUUCAGCCCAUCUUCGUGGAGAAAAUAGGUUCACAACUUCAAAAAAAUCAAAACGUUUCUUCCGGGAGAGAGAAAUUUGACACAUCUGGAAUUCCCGGGCGCAGCUCGCAAAAAUAGUUUUGAAGAAAAUAAAUUGGCGUGCAGGUGAGUAAAAACGGCAUCCUACUCACCAGCCAAAAUGGGCGAGCCAUUUUUGUUUCAACUUUGCGGAUCGACCUUUUGGCGAGCCAUUUUUGAUCCAACUUUCCAAAAAUUUGUCGUUCGGAGUAAGAAUGUUUUUUGACUCUCCGAAAUCGAAAAUUUCCGGAAAUUUUUCAAAAUUUACUUUUUUUUUAAAAAAAAAGUAAAAACAGAAAAAUUUCAAAAAUUUUUCAGAAAAUCUUUUAUCUCCCGCUUUAUAUUUUCCUUUGAAUUAACAUGUUUUAGUUUGGCAGUAAACACAAUGUCCGUCUUGGUCCCCAUAGCCUUGACUCGAUUAAAAGAAGGAGCCAACGACGUCUUACUGAAGACGAGGGUUGUCCGAUAGUCACGGAGAAUACGAAGGUCCCCAUUCCUCAGGUCCAGGUCGAUGCGGCUUCCACGUCAUGA